AUGUCGCGCCCCGAAGACGUCUUACCGCCAGACCUGUACUACAACGACAAUGAGUCCGCCAAAUAUACCACGUCCUCCCGUAUACAAGCCAUCCAGGCUUCUAUGACCAACCGGGCCCUUGAAAUUCUCGACCUCGAACAGUCCUCUUUCAUCCUCGACAUAGGCUGCGGCUCUGGGCUCUCAGGUGAGAUCCUGUCGGAGGACGGGCACAUCUGGGUUGGGAUGGACAUUGCGCCGAGCAUGCUGGACAUCGCGCUGCAAAGAGAAGACGUUGAGGGAGAUCUGUUCCUAGCAGAUAUGGGCCAAGGAAUCCCGUUUCGAGCGGGUGCAUUCGACGCGGCCAUCAGCAUCAGCGCCAUUCAAUGGCUGUGCAACGCCGAGACAAGUGGAGUGAGUCCCGAGGGCCGAUUGAGAAGAUUUUUCGACGGACUCUACGCGGCUUUGAAACGAGGCGGGAGAGCGGUGUGCCAGUUCUACCCGAAAAACGAACAACAACGCACAAUGAUCAGUUCCGCCGCCGUGCGGGCAGGUUUUGGCGCUGGUAUCCUCGAGGACGACGGUGGGACCAAGAACGUCAAGACAUACCUCGUCCUCAGCGUCGGUGGAGGCGAUAUCACAGGAACGGUGUCCAAGAUGGAUGGCGUCGACAUUGAAGACGGCAGGAAAUUCCGAGAGGCCAUGCAUAAGAAGGGGAAGAGGAGUGAGGAUAUCAAGGGUAGUAAGGCGUGGGUCCAUAAGAAAAAGGACAAGAUGCGGAGUAAGGGAAAGAUCGUCAAGACUGAUUCAAAAUAUACUGGAAGAAGGAGAGGGCCGAAGUUCUGA
Exophiala aquamarina CBS 119918 is the source of this 822-nucleotide messenger RNA. RefSeq lists its product as uncharacterized. The coding region runs from base 1 to 822 and encodes 273 amino acids. Gene Ontology annotation, molecular function: rRNA (guanine) methyltransferase activity. Gene Ontology annotation, cellular component: nucleolus. Lineage: Eukaryota; Fungi; Ascomycota; Eurotiomycetes; Chaetothyriales; Herpotrichiellaceae. The transcript has a single exon. The record is from RefSeq and is a predicted model, not a curated record. Gene Ontology annotation, biological process: rRNA (guanine-N7)-methylation.